Molecule: messenger RNA, 1277 nt
Organism: Paramecium primaurelia
Lineage: Eukaryota; Ciliophora; Oligohymenophorea; Peniculida; Parameciidae
Source: the annotation of a GenBank genome assembly
AUAUAGGGAAUGAAAAGGAUGUAAAGCAAAGAAGACAUAAUUAAGGAUUAAUAUAUGAAAACUCUAACUUGCUUCUUACAAGAUAGCACUCUAUAUGAUUGCUUAUCUAUCAAUAAUCAAGUGACUGUGAUUGAUUAAUCAUUCUCUCUAUUUGAUGUUUUUAAUGUGUUUAUUGAUACGCAUAUUGAUGAAGUAUUGUUUUGGAAUCCAGAUGUAGCUUAUUAUGAUGGUGUAUUCACUUAAACAGAUUUGAUUCGAAUAAUCCUUAAAUGCUAUCAAAAUAUUCUAAAUGGUGUUCCUAAUGGUAAUCUCUAAUGCAUAUUUUAGUCAGUGUGGGGAAAUAGUAAAAUAUAGGUUUAGCCAAUAAUGGAAGAGGAAGAUGAAGAUCGUACUACUCCUGUGCAUUAAAAAUAAUUAAUAGGAUAAGAACAGAUAAAUAGAUUGCUGAUUGACUUAAGGACGAUUUCAGUAAGAGACUGGUUCAAUUCUUAUGGAGAAAGUCUUCAUUAAAUUAGUCUGGUCUAGGCAGACAUGGCUGAUAAUCUUAAUGAUGCAAUGAAGAAGAUAUUAAAGUAGGGUGUAACAAGAAUUGUAGUUAUUGAUACUGAAUCUAGAAUUAUUGUGGGCAUCUUAUAAUAAAAAGAUAUUUUAGCAUUUCUUGUAAAAGGGUUUAGUUAAUAUUUCCAUUUAUAAUUAUCAUAAAAAUCACAUAGAAUUGAAGUUCAUCAUGAAAAUAAUCAAUAAUCAGAAUAGCAUGAACUAGAAAUCAAUUACUUUAGUGAUAGGAUUUUAUAAUUGAAUGAUAAACUUCCUUUUGACACUAAUGUAUAUGAGUAAUCAUAUCUUUAUAUAUUUUUUAGUGUAUUCUAUAAAUUGAUCUAUGUAUUUAAACGUAAUGCUAUCCCCAUUGUUGAUAAUAACAAUAAGUAUUUAGGAUUGAUAGACAGAAGAGACUUUUUAUUUAUUCUCAAAUAUUAAGUAUUCGACAUGGUAUAACUCAAUAAUAUGAAUAGUUGAAUAGACCUGCUAUAGAUUUGUUGAACUUUAUUAAAGUUGAGAAAAAAAAGUUUGCAGGUUUUUGUAUAUGCAAUAAAGAACUAUUCCACAUGAAACAAACAUUAAAAGAAGUAUUAUCACAUUACAAUUAGGUUGUUGAAAAUUUAUUACUCUCUUCUAGAGGUAGUUUAGUUUGCUUGAAUGAAAGUUAAGAGCCAAUUGCUACAUUAUAAAUGUCUGAUCUCUUCAAAAUUUGUUUAGAUGAUAUCGAAUUAGAAUGA